Microplitis mediator is the source of this 4421-nucleotide messenger RNA. RefSeq names its product protein artichoke-like. Lineage: Eukaryota; Metazoa; Arthropoda; Insecta; Hymenoptera; Braconidae. Gene Ontology annotation, molecular function: protein binding. The record is from RefSeq and is a predicted model, not a curated record. The transcript is spliced from 6 exons. Bases 116 to 4159 code for a protein of 1347 amino acids.
UAGAAUUUAAUGCUCAUUUAUGAGCACUUUCGCGUUAGAAAAUUGAAUCACAAUGACGGUGUAAAAAUUUUUAAGUGCUUUGUGUAUGUGUUAUUUUAUUUAAAUUAUUUAUAAAAUGGCAAGUGGAAUAAUGACAAUAAAAAGUUCAAUGAUCUUGACCAUAGUCUUGCUGAUAAUAGAAUCAAGUAAUGCACAAUGGCAGCCUUGUAUAGAAUUAAAGCAGGAUUUGCACAUCCCCUGCAAAUGUUCGCAAUCACCAGAGCAUCCGCAGUCGUUACGCAUGGACUGUGAUCGGGUGAUAUUCACCCGAGAGUCCUUGGAAUUGCUGAGAGACCAGCCAGUUAUUUCAAUAAGCCGUCGUCACAGUGGAUAUCAAAAAUUACCCGAGGAUUUAUUGAGCUCGGGAUUCCAAUUGGAGAAGCUCGAUCUCACCGGUAAUUCGAUUCAGCGGCUGAUGGAUCGCAAUUUGCAGCUGCAGAGCCACUUGAAAGAACUCCGUCUCGGGGACAAUUUGCUCGGUGAUAAUCUAAACCCCAUUUUCUCCAGCAACGAAUUUCGCGAGCUGGCUGAGCUGAAGCUUCUAGACCUUCACGGUAAUGGACUGAGAAGUAUCGAGGAGGGAAUAUUCAAAGGCUGCAUGAACUUGGAAGAUCUUUAUCUUGAUGAUAACAAUUUGACAACUGUGCCAGCAGACUCUUUGAAAGGUCCGCGGGCCAUCAGAAUCCUUUCUCUCGCCGGGAAUAGUAUAGGUUCAUUACCAAGGAAUGCCUUUGGAAGUCUUGGAGAAUCUCUUUUGCGUGUUGACCUGAGUCGCAAUGAGCUGUUACACAUGGAAGACGACGCUCUUGUUGGUUUAAAGCACCUGCUCUUCUUGAAUCUCUCUCGCAACGAUCUCACUCGAUUCAACAGCGACGUAUUCAAAGGUGCUCACAAUUUACUACAAUUGGAUCUGUCGACAAACUUUCUCCAAGAAUUUCCAUCAGAUGCACUUAGACACCUGACGAGAUUGAAAUUCCUCAACAUAUCCAACAAUCUGAUCACUGAGAUCGAGAGGAGUCACUUGAUGGAUUUGACGGAACUGCAAGUGCUGGAUUUGAGCAAAAACAAUAUCGGACGGUUAGGAGUUAAUGCAUUUGCGAAUCUUACGGCGCUUGCACGUCUCGAUUUAAGCCUCAAUGCACUUAGGACGGUUGAAGAGUCAGCAUUCGAAGGUCUAGUGAAUUUGAAAUGGCUAUCACUGCAAGACAACAACAUUCUACUAGUACCAGGAGCAGCAAUUAGCCGCCUUCCGUCGUUGACUCAUCUCCAUUUAGAGUUUAACCGGAUAGCAGCUGUCUCGAAUGACUUACUGCGAUCCGCCGCAGCGAACCUCGUUUCGCUGGCAAUGACAAGAAAUUUAGUUCGUGAAAUACCGCCGAGAAUGUUUCUCAACUUCGACAAACUCAUUAGCAUCGAAAUGUCGGGUAACAUGCUAUCAUCGCUUGCGCAGCAAACGUUCGUCGGACUUGAAGACACUCUUCUGAAUCUAGAUCUCUCUAAUAACCGUCUGGUCUCGAUAGCGCCGCUUGCGUUGAAGAAUUUACUGUCUCUCAAUUUAGCAUCCAAUCACCUGAAACGAUUAACUCCAGAUACUUUUGCUAAUUUAUCAAAGUUGAAGUAUCUAAACAUCAGUGAGAAUCCAUUAUACGGAGGAUUUCCACCGGUUUUCCCGUCAUCUAUAGUAACUCUUGAUGCUUCGAGAACAGGUUUAAAAAUUUUACCGACAGUACUAUUACUUAAUCUUGAUUCAUUGGCUAAAUUACACCUGGCUUACAAUCAUCUACAAGAGCUCGGUGAAGGAACUUUCCAACAUCUUUACAAUUUAACUCACGUUGAUUUGUCGAAUAAUAUUAUUGAGAGAAUAGACAAUGGCGCAUUUGUGGGUCUUAUCAAUUUGUAUGAAUUAAAUCUCAAGGGCAACCGGUUAACAAAUUUUGCUGGUGAAUAUUUCAAUACUGGAACAGGUUUGGAGAUAAUUGACUUGUCUGAUAAUGCUAUAAGUUAUAUAUCACCAACGGCAUUUGUUAUUCAUCCACGUUUACGUGUUUUGCGAUUAAAUGGUAACCGAUUUUCAAAAUUCCCAAGUGAAUUCGUAAAACCACUGCAAUUUUUAGAGAUGAUUGAUUUAUCCGAGAACGCGCUCAAAAAUAUCGGAGAGUUUGCGUUCUCACAAAUGACACGACUAAGAGAAUUAGAUUUGUCUGACAACAAAAUAGAAUCUGUCGAUGAAUUGGCCUUUCACAAUUCGACGCAGCUGCAAUUUAUUGAUUUAUCGAACAACAUAAUUGACAGUUUGAGCGAGAGAACAAUGGAAGGUGUUGUGAGAAUUGAAUUUUUAAAUCUGCGUAAUAACAAACUUACGACACUUCCCGACACUAUUUUUGAUACCUCACGUGUCAAGGCGGUUGAGAAAAUUGAUUUGGCUGAUAAUAAAUUUGCUGAGAUACCAAUACGCGCAUUGCAAAGACAAUCAUCGUCAUUGAAUUAUUUAAAUAUGGCAAGAAAUAAGAUGGUCGCAGUAUUUACCCAAGAAAUAAUCGGCAGCCUUAAAGAUUUAGAUUUAUCACAAAAUCCGUUGAGUGAAAAUGCUAUUAAAAGUAUUUUAGGCGAAGCUAAAAUAUUACGUUCACUCAAUCUCGCUCACACAAAUAUCAAGAGUAUAAGCAGACUGGAGACUCCAUUUUUGAAGUCAUUAAAUUUAUCGGGAAAUAAUUUAUCAGAAGUAAGGCCUUCAGCGCUGGAACGAGCAACACUCUUGGAAACUCUAGAUCUGUCUAAUAAUAACAUCGAAGACUUUGCGAGUCUCUCCAAUACAUAUAAAGUCCUUCCAGUCUUACGCAAUCUUGAUGUGUCGAGCAACAAAGCGAAGAAUGUAAACGAGAGUAGCUUCGAAGGCUUGGAAAAGUUACGCAAUCUCAAGAUGUCGAAUCUCUUGCAGGUAACGAGAAUUGAGAAGAGUGCAUUCAAAGGUCUCAAUAAACUAAAAACACUAAUCGCGUACGAUUAUCCCCGUCUCGGAUACUUUGACGUCCAGGGAAUUCUCAAAGACAUGCACGACCUCCAAAUACUUGACGUAGAAAUAAAAGACUCGACAGUAGGAAAUGAUCUGCUGACCAUCCGAUUGCAUCCACGGCUUCAAGAGCUGACUCUCCGCGGUGAAAGGCUCAAGAAUAUUUUAUCAAGCGCUCUCGCUGGUGUAAGAAAUUCCCACCUAAAACUAGGCUUAAAGAACUCGUCAAUAGAAUCGCUCCCCGCGGCAAUAUUCUUCCCGAUACCGCGAUCGACUCAAGUGGAUCUCGAUAUUUCUGGCAGCAAGUUUUCAUCAAUCCCAGCUCAGUUUAUCAGCGCUCUGGACGAAAGAAGCGGAAUGGUCCGAGUCCAAGGACUGGACACCAAUCCCAUAAACUGCGACUGCGAAGCUAAACAUCUUUGGCGAUGGCUAAGAAUGAUUUCAACAAAUUUACAAGUCCGCUGCAAAAGUCCUAUUCAUCUCUACAACAAACACUUGAUUGACUUGACCGAAGAUCUUUUAUCGUGCGAACGCUCAACAACCCCGAGGUUCAUAACAACUCAGACGACUCCAUCAACCAGAUACACGGCCUCUGAACCCGACAUCAUAUGGACCGUAGCUCCAACUCCCCCGGACACCAGAAAUAAACACUAUCCAGACAUGAAUGGCCCCGCAGUCUCGGGGUCAACUACCACAGACGAUACUUUGAUUAUCGCGAUUGUCGGCGCAGUUGUUGUCAUUAUUCUGAUAACAUUAAUCAUCAUCUGCAUGUGCUGGUUAAAGUGUUGCAGGCCAGUUAAUGACGCUCGCAUGACCACCAUGGCCUCGAGUAUCCACGACGCCUCAGUCCUACGACCUGGAAGUGUUUACUCUGGUAAAAUAAACCACGAAGCGUACGUCGGGUCUACGUACAAUGGCUCGACAUUGGGCCAUGGCAAUGGACACACUGGACCAAAUACUCCCGUACAAAUUUUACCAUAUGUGCAGCCGAUGCAUGUCAUGCAUCCAGUUCAUGCGUCGACGCCCCAGCAACCUAUUUAUGGUUACUACGGCGAAAACCCACCUCUCCCUCUGUAUGUUUGUGCUUCUGAUGAUAAAUUCAACAGAUAGUCUACAUGUAGUUACAAAGAAAAAAACAUUUUAUUUAAUUAUACUAUUAUUUAUAUAAAAAUAAUUUUUAUAUUUUAUCGAAACAGAUUUAUUACGCAAAGAUGCAUUUAAAUUUUUCAUAUUUUGUAAAUAUAUUUUUAAGAUUAUUAUGUAAUUUAUAUUUUAAAUGUAUUGAAUUUUUUAAUAGUUAUGUAAUUACAUAAAAAUAUUUAAAAUAAUUAAUUAAAUUACUAAGAGGUAAAUAAAUUUUGAAUAAAAUAAA